AGACAGCAGCAAUGGGAGGCCGUACAGGGACCCAUGAGAGACUCUGGACCUGGCAGCAGCAUGAGGAGGCGGUAUAGGGGCCCAUGGCAGACUGUGGACCUGGCAGCAGCAUGAGGAGGCGGUACAGGGGCCCAUGGCAGAUUAGGGGCCUGGCAGCAGCUAUGGGAGGCCCGUAAUCUGCCAGCACCCUAUGACAAAAUGGAACCCUGGGCUGGGGCGGCAGAGAACCGCCGUAUCUUUAUCACGGUUUUCCCAGGCCACCAAAUGGCGACGCUGCAUAUGCUGCCGCAACGCUGUAGUCCCAACAUGGGCCCCUGGCCACGCUUGACUUUCU
Molecule: messenger RNA, 334 nt
Organism: Staurois parvus
Lineage: Eukaryota; Metazoa; Chordata; Amphibia; Anura; Ranidae
Source: the annotation of a GenBank genome assembly